Molecule: messenger RNA, 2858 nt
Organism: Colossoma macropomum (tambaqui)
Lineage: Eukaryota; Metazoa; Chordata; Actinopteri; Characiformes; Serrasalmidae
Gene: gig2p
Product: grass carp reovirus (GCRV)-induced gene 2p
Exons: 2
Coding region: 326-973 (215 amino acids)
Cellular component (GO): cytoplasm
Molecular function (GO): NAD+ poly-ADP-ribosyltransferase activity
Source: RefSeq, a predicted model, not a curated record
CUUCCACGGGGUGGGCGUGCCCUUCACCUUUGACUGACAGGCGUGAACGAGGGACGAAAAUAAAACAAAAAAAAGAUUAAAAGUAGUUAUAUGGCGAUAUUAUUUAUACCACAAUCGCUAAUAGAAUAAGCUAAAUAUAUUGUCUUAAUAGAGAAUAUAGCAUUAUUAUUUACAAAAUAGUUCUAGUUAGAGGGCAGGAAGGGAAGGGAAACUCCCCUAAGUUAGUUCACAAGAAACGAAAACGAAAGUAUUCUACACAUUCGCUCGUUCUAUUUCUCAAACGGAGGAUCACUUAACCAACAGACAGGGAAAACAGAAGAAGAAGAUGUCUUCUAUCACCUUCUUUGGCUGGAGCGUACAAUAUGAUGAGGACCGACACCUGAGGGCCGAACAAGAGCCCAAAUCGGGCAAGCGCUACACCAUGUACCAUGGAACCAAGGUCCAAACGGCACGCUCCAUCAUCCAAAACGGCUUCCGACAGUCUGCUGACGGCAUGCUGGGACCUGGGGUGUAUGUGAGUCGCAACCAGAAGAAAGCGGAGCGUUACCCGCUGAACUCGCCCGUCACUGACAGGGUGGUGCUCAAGCUGAGUGUGGACUGUGGGAAAAUCAAACGAAUCGACAAGGAUAACCACCCUCUCCAGAAGACCUGGCACAGCCAAGGCUACGACACCGCCUGGGUGCCUCCCAACUGUGGCAUGAAGGCCGUGCCCAGUGGCCUGGAGGAAGACUGCGUAUGGGAUCCAAAGCGCGUUGGAGUUGUAGACAUUGCUUUGGCACCCAGCACCACCAUUCUGGCUGACCUCAAGCAGCUGCUCGCCCAGAGCCAACCCCAGCAAGGCCCGGCCACACCAGGAACAUGUCACUUAUGCAAGUGUAAAGUAGUCCCGGCGCAUAGCACACAAACCUGUUGGGGCUGCGGGGACACUAUCUGCACCCUUAUGACCCAGCACAAGUGCAAGCGCAGGGGAUAGGAAGCCAUUUAGAAAACACAUGCCAAGAUGGAUUAGAGGAUUAAAGAUUAAGGAUUAGGCUCGCUUUACCGGUUGGCCGCUGGGCACAGGUGCAUAGGCCUUACUUUGCUUUUGCUGACAAUCGCUUGUUUGAAAAGAGGUGCUCAUAAAUCAAGUUUUAAAUUUAUUAGAUGCAUCUACCUUGGUCCUACAUUGGCCAUAUUCUCAGAAAAACCUACCAUGAAGGAGCACUUUGUAGCACCUUACAGUCUCAAAAAAGAACCGUACCUUUCAGGAUACAAACGCUGUCACUGGAGUGACACCUUUAACACUCAUUUAAAGGGGAAUUCCAUCCAUCUUUCAAAAUCUUUGCAUAGCUCGCUCAUUAAGAUGUAAACAAAGUCAUUCAGAGGGGUUUGAUGUGAAACCGCUCUGUACUAGAGAAGCUUACCACAUCAGAUUUGUUCAAAAUGGUGGUGAUAGGAACCGGUUGUCCUAAAACAAAAACUCUCUCACAGAAAAUUAUUACAUGAAAUAUUUAUGAUGUAUGAUGCCUGACACACUGUUUUAUGAUAGAUCUGAGAUAAAGUUUAGGCCGAAAAAGUAUUUCUAACCCAAAAAGCAAAUUUCUUUGUAUUGGUACAUUUUAUAUCAAACCACUUUGAAUGACUUUGUAUGCAUCGCAGUGAUUGAAUUAUACAGAAACGUUUUCUGACAAUGCAUAAGUUUACAGUUACUAACUGUAGCCCAUCUGUUGGCGCACAGUUAAUCAGCCCCUCUCUGCUCUAUAAAUAGAACCAAGGACCACCACAGGACCACUGCUGACCAGAUAUUAUUUAAGUGGACAAUUCUCAGCACUGCAGUGACCUUGUUGGUACACCUUGUAGAUACUGUAGCUCUUAUUAUAGAUCUUUUUUUCCAUGUGCAAUUGGUGUUAGUUAUCCUUAAGCCCUACAUCCAUCGGUGAUCAGUUUCUGACCACAGGACCGUGGAUGACUGGAUAUUUUGGUGUUGGCCGACUAUUCUCAAUCCACCAGUGACAAUGAGAUAUUUAAAAUCCCAAGAAGUAGAGGGUGGCUGUAGAAAAGGGGGGCUACAUUCAGUAAUUACACAGCUACAAAGUGCACCUAUGUAGUAGAUGUAGCUGAUAAAAUGGCUAAUAAUGUAGAUAAAAGAUAGAUGUCUCUAAUAAAUUCAACUAAGUGUGCUGAAGAUAUUUAGACAAAAAGGAGGGUAGAACACAGGGUCAGCCGUAUUGCAGCACCUUUGAAUCCCAACUGGACUAAGUGCUUUGCCUGAGGGCAUAGCAGUGCUGGCUGGAUCGGAAAUAUUGGCUUGAAUUUAUUCACCUAAUGUGCUGUAAUUCGAAAUGUUUACCUGUUGCUGAAGAAUCAAAUGACCUCAGUAUUAUCUUCAGGUUACACAAUAUGCAUGACAAUGAUUUAUAAUGUAUUGUGCUAUUCAAUAUCAUUAUUUUCUCAGGAAAACUCUGUGGGAAAACUGCCUUGAUAAAAACUCAUAUAUACUCAUAUGAUAUAUAUGAUAUGAUGCCUUGAUAUAUACUCAUAUGUCACUGUUGUAACAAAACCUUAUCUCCAAAUGUGUUUAUAGGGGAAGGAAAAUGACGGUAUUUAUGAAAAGAUUUUAUUCAAAAUCAUUAUGGACCAUUCAUGUUGGUCCAUUCAUCAUGAGGUUUUCAAAUGGUGUCAAAAAUAAAAUCUAAAAUUGAAAAAAAGGUUUUUCAUAUGACAGCAACAACAUCUUAAUCUUGCCAUGAAGAAAUGACAAUCUUAAAAAGUGCCACAUGUUGAUGUUGUUCAACCUCAUGCUUUACAUGCUGCCACUUGUUAGCCAGAACGUAUUUUUAUCUAUUUGAUUUUGGGUUUCUGAAAUAAAUAUGAAUUUG